Molecule: messenger RNA, 2205 nt
Organism: Ostreobium quekettii
Lineage: Eukaryota; Viridiplantae; Chlorophyta; Ulvophyceae; Bryopsidales; Ostreobiaceae
Source: the annotation of a GenBank genome assembly
AUGGCCGGCUUCAAGACCUCGCGCCACGUGCCCGCCCUCUGGCUCUACGUCGUGUCGUGCUUCACCUUCCUGUCCAUCCUGAUGGGCGUCGUGGCCAUCGCGAUGGGCGCGGCAUCCAUGGCCAGCUCCGGCGACAACGAGGACAGGAUUCUGGCCAACGAGCGACGGAUGGACGAAAUCUCGGCGGCCGGGUUUGGGCUAUCCGCCCAGGCCACCCUGGCGUCCGGGAGCGGCGCCGAUUCGGAAGGGGAAUCGAAGCCGAUGCCGGGGCCGCAGUUCAACACCAGCCGGGGGCCGAGGAGCGGCAGGCGGGAGUUCAACUUCGCCGUCGUGGUGCACGGCACGGACACGGACACGUUUUGGUACUCGGUCCAGCAGGGGGUGGCGGACGCGGCGGAGCUGUUCGGCGCCCACUUCUUCUAUGACAACCCAGAGCAUGAGACCGGACAAGCUGCUCAUGAGAUGAUGGAAGAAGACAUCUCCAAGGCCCGCAGGUCGCUGCGCGACGGCCUUGCCGUGGCAAUCCCGAACGAGGAAGCGCUGAGGGCCGUGAUCCAAAGAGCGGCCGAGGAGAUCCCCGUGCUGUCCAUCAACUCUGGGGAGGAUGCGUCUGAGCGCCUGGGGGCAUUCACGCACAUCGGGAUGCCAGACUUUGAGGCAGGCAGGCAGGCGGGGGAGCUGAUGAGGAGCCUGGGCGUUCAGGAGGGCGUCUGCAUCUUGCAUGAGAUCUUCCCAGCCCUCCAAGCACGAUGCGAUGGAUUCCGGGCUGGACUCAACAACACUGUGACCCUCGUCACGGCUGUGCCAGCCCUGGAUGCGGUGAGCAUCAGAGAUGGGCUGCAAAACACACUGUCCGACAAUGGCAACGCAAAUGGCGUGCUGGCCCUGGGCACCUCUGGAUUCGAUCCUGCCAGGGAGGAGCUGGGGGGCCGGGUGUGCCCCAGCGGCAGCAGCCCCAGCGACUCGGAUUGCGUAGUGUUCGGCACGUUCGAUGUGUCACCAGGCGUGCUGGAUGCGAUUGUCAAUGGGGAGGUCAACUUUGGCAUCGACCAGCAGGAAUACCUGCAGGGGUAUUUUGCCAUAGCCUUCCUGUUCUGGAAGGCACGCUUUGGCGCUGAGCCUGGGUCGGGAGGGAUAAUGAUGACAGGACCCAAGUUUGUUGACACUGCCGAGGAGGCCCAGGCACUGCUGAGCAGAAACUACACCACCAUGGAGAGCCUCACGGGCAAGGCUGCUCACGAUUUGGAUAUACGCUAUGUUGUGGACGGGAAGCCAGAGGACAAGUUUUGGGACUUGGUCAAGAGGGGCGUUAAGUACGCGGCGAAUCUGUAUGGGGUUCCAGUCGAUUACAACGAGCCAGAGAACAGCUUCACUGAUGAUGAAGUCGUGAAUUUCAUGAGGGACGAGAUCCAGCGGGCGAUCGACGACGAAGUGGAUGGGCUGGUGGUGACGAUUCCUGGUGACAACUCCGUGCUGCGGGCACUCGUCAGAGAGGCGAUGGGUAAUGGCAUCCCUGUCGUCUCCAUCGCCAGCGGCGUCGACCUUUUCGAGGACUGGGGCAUCCCACUGCACGUGGGCAUGCGCGAAGAAUUCGCCGGGAGGCAAGUGGGCAAGAGGCUGGGGGAGGCCGGGGCGACCAACGUCAUCUGCCUGCUCCACAACAACCCUGACACUGCCCUCAGCGAGCGCUGCAACGGGCUGCUGGCUGGCCUGCAAGAAGUCAACCCUGAGGCGCAGAUUGUGCGGCUGGACUCGAGGGACGGCCCAGGGGCAGGCUCGAACAGGUUUCAGGAUGGGCAGGAUGGACUGUCGACGCGCAUGAGGGAUGCCAUCAAUGAGACAAUCGAGAACGACGACACCAUCAAUGCUGUGGUCGCUUUGGGUCCGCCUGGCUCGGUGCCCGCCGUGGACGCUGUCAAGGGGCGGGGCGCGCAGUGCAAUGGCGAAAAGGCGAUUGGCGUAAAGCCGGCCAACGGCGGGUGCAUCGCCGUGGCUACCUUCGAUGUUGAGUUCCCCGUCUUCAACUUCAUCGAGGAGGAGUCUGUCCUUUUCGCGGUGGACGCCAGCCCGCUAAUGCAGGGAGCGCUGCCACUCAUUUUCCUGACCCUCCAGAACUUGUGGGACAACAUGCCCAUCGGGAUGUUCAAUUCAGGGCCAACGCUCAUCGACACGGACAACGUCGGUGUGUACGAAAUCUUUGCUUGA